UACCUCUCUCAGUACCUGUGUGAUAAGACCACUAGCCACAUCCCCACUUGUCGUUGUAAACAACGAAUGAACCGGCCUCAACUCCUAGGAAAAUGUCUAACCGAAACCCCAAUCAACACCUCCAGGAGCACGAUAAUCCCACAUUCGAUCUCAGCUGGGACUAUGGAUACGAUGGCGAAUUGCGCGUUGCACCGCCACCCAGCGUGACUCCCGUUGUCCACUCAGGAGAAAACCGAAUCAUCACGGCACAACCGCAAAAUUAUGAUAGUGGUCUGCACUUAUCAGUUCCGGCUAUUGCAAUCGAACCAGCUAUCCGGUCAGUUAACAGUCCAUUUCUGACACCAUUCAAUCCACGAUCCGGGCUAGACUUUCUCUAUGGACUUGCAUCGAUCUUCAUCGAACAGACAUAUGAACUAAAUGACUUCUUGACAGCCGUAUCCUCAGAAAACCGUUACACCGUUCGAGGGCCGUCUAACGAAGCCCUCUACGGAGUAUCGGAAAGUUCGGACCCGGGCGAUCGCUGCUGGGGCUCUCUUCGGCCAUUUCAGCUAUCGCUCGUCGACCGAAACCACCAGGAAGUGCUGCUGCUGAAGAAAAAUCUCGGAUGCGGAAUCUUCUGCUGCUUCUGCAAGAACCAAUUCCUGGAGGUUUGGGCAACACCGGGCACACUGAUCGGCUGCAUCCAGCAGGAUUUUGGCCUGUCCUCGAGGGAGAUCAUCCUCAUGAACGGCGAUUUGGACAUAAUGUUUCGGAUACCGAUUCCGCUGGUGGACGCCAUACGGAUGCCCAAGGAAACGCAUUUCCGCGUGUUGGAUCGCGAACUGCGGGCACAGAAGGGAACGAUCACCAGAGCGUGGAACGUGGCGAGCUCUUCGUACACGAACAACAUCUACUUUAGCGAUCCGGAGUUGGACGUGCGGCUGAAGGCGUUGUACAUCGGUGCCACUUUUAUGUUGGAAUAUCUAUAUUUUCAAUCUAAGUGUUGCUGAAAUUGAUAAGGACGAGACACUCAAUUUACCUUCGAUAUCGACUUUUAUUCUAUUUUAUACUUAAUAUUAUACAAUACAGCAUUACAAUACCAGCAUUUUCCAAA
Messenger RNA from Aedes albopictus (Asian tiger mosquito), 1093 nucleotides. RefSeq names its product phospholipid scramblase 1. The coding region runs from base 93 to 989 and encodes 298 amino acids. Lineage: Eukaryota; Metazoa; Arthropoda; Insecta; Diptera; Culicidae. The transcript has 5 exons. The record is from RefSeq and is a predicted model, not a curated record. Gene Ontology annotation, biological process: plasma membrane phospholipid scrambling. Gene Ontology annotation, cellular component: plasma membrane. Gene Ontology annotation, molecular function: phospholipid scramblase activity.